UCCUUCGCCUGAGCCGCUGAACCCGAACCGAACCAUUUUCACUCUCUAAACCUACGCCCUCCUCCGCCGCCGCAUCCGGCCACCCUUCGCCGCCGCAUCCGGCCAUGGGUAGCAGGCUGGGCCGCCGCGUGCUCCACUUCGCCAACCUCCCCAUCAAGCUCAUGCUCCCCCCGGCCCCCCUGACCUCCGUCCAGGAGUUCGCUGUGAGGACCGUCCCCUCCGCCUCCAAGGUCGACAUCCGCCGCUGCCUCGAGUCCGUCUACGGCUUCAACAUCGCCGAAGUCCGCACCCUCAACAUGGAGGGCAAGAAGCACCGCCGGGGACCCUUCCUCGCCGCCAAGCCAGACUACAAGAAGGCCUACGUCACUCUUCAGGCCCCGCUCUCCGUUUCCCCCGACAUCUUCCCCAUCGGCGCGAUCCUCGGGGAGAGGGAGCGGAAGGCCAGCGCAGCCGCGGCGAGGAGGAAGGUUGUGGAAGGGGCAGAGGUCGAGGGGGAGAGGGAGGGGAAGGGGAAACAUUGGAUGGAGGACGAGAGGGAGGGCUUCUCCAGGGCUGGAUGCGGCAAGAUCGUGUAUGGAAACCCUGGGAGGCUGGGGAACAAGAGGAGGGGACGUGCCGGGGCGAAUGAGCAAGCUGACGAAAAGGGGGGAAACUUCCCGUGGAACGGGAUGGGGCUGGCUACCGAGAAACCUGCUAGGAAAAGACACUAUCCUCCCAAGGCACAGGGAGGCAUGGUCUUGAAGCAGAGAUCACACAGGGGAUCAGCGCUGCGUGGAGAGAGUUGAGUUGUCGUCGCCUCAACCAUGAGAGAGCACCGCGCCAUGAAACGCGAUGCAGUACGUGGAUCCAUGACUAAUCCGCCAGAUCCAUGCCGUUUUGCAGUCACACAAUAAAGAUGUGUUAAUUUAGUAUUUAUAAUUGGCUUUGGUUCCCUUUUACUUUGCUGUUAAAUCGUGUAGUGAUUUCAGUCUCUCAUGCACAUGGCUGGUCACACUGUAAGAGCAUUUCCUUGUCUAGAUUUGAUUGUCUUUAUGUCCAUAUAAGCGAUGGUAUGGGUCACACUGAGAACAUAUCCUGUGCUCCCGACGAACUCGUGCACCAGGUGCUCCGGUCCAACCUCAGCCAUUGGAUUAAAAAAAGAGGGACAGGAUGAGGGGCAAGGGGAGCUGAACGUAUCCUGUGCUCCCGACGAACUCAUGCACCAGGUGCCCCAAUCCAACAAUACGGACCUUGAAGUCUAGAUGAACUCUGCCUUGCACUGUCUUCUCUACUAUGCCUGUCUUCUCACGUGUGCUCUUGUAUCGACUUAUGUAGCUGUUGCAUGAUUGUUCAUUGUUCAGCAGUUAUAACUCUAUAAUAAGUAUUAAGUAUGAGAGAAACAACUUUA
Molecule: messenger RNA, 1387 nt
Organism: Triticum dicoccoides
Lineage: Eukaryota; Viridiplantae; Streptophyta; Magnoliopsida; Poales; Poaceae
Exons: 2
Coding region: 105-785 (226 amino acids)
Biological process (GO): mitochondrial translation
Cellular component (GO): ribosome; mitochondrial large ribosomal subunit
Molecular function (GO): structural constituent of ribosome
Source: RefSeq, a predicted model, not a curated record